GUGCUGGUUGGCGACAAGCUGCGGCACCGCAAGAAUCAGCUGCAGUGCAAGCCCCGCGAGGUGGCGAACCUGACGGAGCAUUACGCCGAGGUGCUCCGCUCCAAGGCCGAGCGCACGGAGCACGCGCUGCCGAAGAGGGUGACGAAGGCGCGCCUCCAACGGCUGCUCAAGGAGCGCAAGGUGGUGCACCAG
Molecule: messenger RNA, 192 nt
Organism: Prorocentrum cordatum
Lineage: Eukaryota; Dinophyceae; Prorocentrales; Prorocentraceae
Source: the annotation of a GenBank genome assembly